Molecule: messenger RNA, 2574 nt
Organism: Lepisosteus oculatus (spotted gar)
Lineage: Eukaryota; Metazoa; Chordata; Actinopteri; Semionotiformes; Lepisosteidae
Source: RefSeq, a predicted model, not a curated record
AUGCUGCUCCUUGCUGAAGUGGUAUUAAUUGCCAUUUUUACAAGAGCUCAAAGACCCAUUUGUGUGUCGUAUGGAACAGAAGAACUGCCUCAGUUUUCAAAAGAAGGAGACAUCACAAUAGGAGCAAUUUUUUCAUUUCAUAAAAGCCCUAUUAUUACAACACCAACAUUUAAAAUCAAACCAGGACAAGUUAUAUGUGAUGGAUUAGCUCCCGCAGACUUGCAGUAUGCUCAGACUCUGAUUUUUACCAUUGAAGAAAUAAAUAACAGUACAGACCUUCUUCCUGAUGUUUCCCUGGGCUAUAAGAUAUACGAUUCCUGUAGCUCAUUGAGUAAGGUUGUACAAGCGUCACUGGAAUUAAUGAAUGGACAUGAGAAAGGAUUUUUAUCUAACCAGUCCUGCACCAAGAGUCCUAACGUUCAAGCAAUUGUAGGACACUCUGGUUCCCAAUCUACAAUAAUCAUUUCAAGAAUGGUUGGACCUUUUCAUAUCCCAGUGAUCAGUCACUUUGCUACCUGUGCCUGUCUCAGUAACAGAAAGGAGUUCCCCAGUUUCUUCAGGACAAUUCCCAGUGAUUAUUACCAAAGCAGAGCCCUGGCAAAGCUUGUGAAGCACUUUGGAUGGACCUGGGUUGGGGCCAUUAGAAGUAACAAUGAUUAUGGCAACAAUGGGAUGGCUACCUUUGUACAAGCUGCUCAGCAAGAGGGGAUCUGUAUUGAAUAUUCAGAAACCAUUUACAGAACUGAUCCGAGGGAGAAGUUUCUGAAAGUUGUAGAAAUUAUUAAGAAAUCUUCUUCAAAAGUAAUUGUUGCCUUUGCAACACAUACAGAUUUGAGAGUUUUAGUAAAAGAGCUGUUCAUUCAGAACAUCUCAGGCUUUCAAUGGGUGGGCAGUGCCUGGAUUACAAAUAGUUUCCUUGCACUACAAGAAGGUUACACAGUCCUGGGUGGAGCAAUUGGCUUUGCAAUUCCAAACACAGAGAUACCAGGAUUGAAAGAAUUUAUUCUAAACACUCGUCCAUCAAACACACCUGGAAACACUGGCUUAAAUGAAUACUGGGAGAAAGUCUUCAGUUGUAGUCUGACAUCCAAAAAAGGGACAAAUGUGAAGCAAUGCACAGGAAAUGAGACUUUGAAAGGAAUAAAUGAUCAAUACACUGACGUGUCCGAAGUGAGGAUAUUAAAUAAUGUGUAUAAAGCAGUGUAUGCUGUAGCUCAUGCACUGCACAAUCUCUUUACUUGUCAAGAUGGAGACGGACCCUUUAAUGAUAAACAAUGUGCAAAUAAAAAGAAUAUUCAGCCUUGGCAGGUGUUACAUUACAUCAACAAAGUUAACUUCACCACCAAGAACGGAGAAAUUAUCUACUUUGAUAAGAAUGGGGACCCUGUAGCACGAUAUUCAUUAGUAAACUGGCAGCUGAACAAGGGACGAAUUGCAACCUUCCAAGUUGUUGGUAUAUAUGACGCUUCUUUACCAGAAGGACAUCAGUUUGUAACGAAUGGUGUCAGUGCUGUGUGGGCAGGUGAUCAGGUUACGGUUCCAAAAUCGGUCUGCAGUGAGAGCUGCCUUCCAGGGACUCGUAAGGCCAUUGAGAAAGGGAAGCCAGUCUGCUGCUUUGUCUGCAUCCCCUGUGCAGAGGGAGAGUUCAGCAACACUACAGAUGCAGUGGACUGUUCUAGGUGUCCUUUCGAAUUCAGAUCAAAUGAACAACGAAAUCAGUGCAUCUUAAAAAACAUUGAGUUUUUAUCUUUUGGAGAAUUAAUGGGGAUACUUUUAGUAGCAUUUUCAUUGCUUGGAACUUUCUUAACCACAGCAAUAGCUUUAAUCUUUUUCCAGUACAGAUCCACUCCCAUUGUUAGAGCCAAUAACUCUGAACUGAGUUUCCUUCUGCUCUUUUCAUUGACACUGUGUUUCCUCUGUUCACUUACUUUCAUUGGCCAGCCCUCUGACUGGUCCUGUAUGUUGCGCCACACAGCAUUUGGGAUCACAUUUGUCCUGUGCAUCUCUUGUGUUCUGGGGAAAACAAUAGUGGUGUUAAUGGCCUUUAGGGCUACACUGCCAGGCAAUAACAUUAUGAAAUGGUUUGGGCCCAAACAGCAGCGCUUAAGUGUUCUUGCUUUCACACUCAUACAGGUCUUGAUUUGUGUUCUUUGGUUGACAAUUUCACCUCCUUUUCCGAACAAGAAUAUGAACUACUACAGAGAAAAAAUUAUUUUAGAGUGUGAUUUAGGAUCAACAGCUGGAUUUUGUGCUGUGUUGGGGUAUAUAGGAUUUCUCUCUGCUUUGUGCUUUGUGCUCGCUUUCCUGGCUCGGAAGCUGCCUGAUAACUUCAAUGAAGCCAAAUUCAUUACAUUCAGCAUGCUCAUAUUCUGUGCUGUCUGGAUCACCUUUAUCCCAGCUUAUAUCAGCUCUCCUGGGAAAUUUACAGUAGCUGUGGAAAUAUUUGCAAUUUUGGCUUCUAGUUAUGGGUUGCUCUUCUGUAUUUUCAUACCAAAAUGUUACAUUAUUUUAUUAAAGCCAGAGCAAAAUACAAAAAAACAUUUGAUGAGUAAAAUGCCCUCAAAAUCACUUUAA